Molecule: messenger RNA, 1034 nt
Organism: Xenia sp. Carnegie-2017
Lineage: Eukaryota; Metazoa; Cnidaria; Anthozoa; Malacalcyonacea; Xeniidae
Product: retinol dehydrogenase 8-like
Exons: 3
Coding region: 79-942 (287 amino acids)
Molecular function (GO): oxidoreductase activity
Source: RefSeq, a predicted model, not a curated record
UCUCUGUUUGUACCUGGAAAGCGUAUUGCCAAUUUUGCCAAAUAUCUGCUCCUAUAACUGCUACCUCAAUUCUCAAACAUGGCCCAACGAAACGUUGUAAUUACAGGUUGUUCAUCAGGAAUUGGUUUAGAUACAGCCGUAUUUCUUGCCAAGAAUGAGAGUAAAAAGUAUAAAGUAUACGCUUGUAUGCGUAAUCUUGCAAAGAAAGGACCUUUGGUUGAAAAAGCUGGUGAUAGUCUUGACAAGACAUUAUUUAUCUUGGAGAUGGACGUGAAAAGUGAAACUUCAGUGAACAAAGCCAUUAAGCAUGUCUUAGAUGUUGAUGGAAGAGUCGAUGUUCUUAUCAACAAUGCUGGUAUUGGUUUAAUGGGUGCUUUGGAACAUCAGAGUAUGGAAACUAUAAGAAAUAUAUAUGAAACCAAUUACACUGGUGUGGUGCAUGGUAUCAGGGCAGUGUUACCCUCAAUGAAGAAAAGGAAAAGUGGUCGUAUAAUCACUGUUAGCUCUGUUGGUGGUUUAAUUGGUAUGCCAAUGAAUGCUGUUUACUGCUCCACCAAAUUUGCUGUUUGGGGUCUUAGUGAAGCCUUAGCUCCUGAAUUAAAUGAAUAUAACAUAAACAUAUCAUUGAUCGAGCCAGGUCCAGUAGUCACAGAAUUUUUAAAUGCUGUUGAUUCAAAAGGAUUUGGUGGUGCACAGGAAGGAGACGACAUUACAAAGUCCUUGAUUGAUAAGCUUGGUCAAAUGUUUAAAGCCAUUGCUGCAGUGUCUCAAAGUGGAGAGGAUAUUGCAAAAUAUAUCCUGCAAGCUAUGGAGGAUGAGUCUCCACAUUUUCAUUAUAUCACCAAUGAGUCUUAUGUAGAAAUGGCAAAGAAGAAAUUUAUUGAUGUAACUGGUGACAAAAUCGCUAAUUCAAGCUUCGAUGAUUUCUUUUCUGGCAAAUAGAAACAAUGAUAGCUUUUAAUGUGUGUAGUGAAUUAUAUUUUCACUGUUUUGUAUGAAUGAAAAGCUCAAUUAUACCCCUCUUAUUAGUAAAA